This is a messenger RNA of Cavenderia fasciculata, 1974 nucleotides long. RefSeq lists its product as uncharacterized. The coding region runs from base 1 to 1974 and encodes 657 amino acids. The record is from RefSeq and is a predicted model, not a curated record. The transcript has 5 exons. Gene Ontology annotation, biological process: tRNA pseudouridine synthesis. Lineage: Eukaryota; Evosea; Eumycetozoa; Acytosteliales; Cavenderiaceae. Gene Ontology annotation, molecular function: RNA binding; pseudouridine synthase activity.
AUGGAUACCACUACUACUGCAACUACAACUACAACAAACACACCAUCACAAGAUAUCGAUACAAAGAUGGGUGAUAAUGUUCAACAACAAGUCGAACAAGUCGAACAAGUGACACCAGCGUCAGCUGUUACUACUACAAAUAGUAAAAAAGAACAAGAAGAUAUUACAGCUACAAUGACAGAAGUUGAAAAGAGAAACUUUAUGUGGAAGUUGGAAUCAUUGUAUUCGAGAUACCGACCAUCAAUCAAUCCUUUGAUAUUGUCUGAUUUACAAUCGAUUGGUCUAUGUGAAAGAUGUUGUCUAAGAUACUGCGAUAUUAGAGAUUUAUCGCUAUAUCAAGAACCAACUAUUGUCAUUCAUAAUCUACUCUAUAACAUUGAAAAGGGUCAUGCUUUUGAUAUUGAACAACAACAACAACAAAAACAACAAAAGGAACAAGAAGAAAAGUUGGCAUCAACCACGACUUCUGCUGAAACUGAUGCUUCGACUACAACUACCACCACUGUCACUGAUACAACUACAACUACAACUACUCCAACACCAGUAGUAGUAUUACCAAAAUAUCAAUGUCAAACUGAACCAUGUGGAACAAAGAUAUGUUCAACAUGUUUAGGAAUGCUUCAAAAUUUAAUGGAUCCAACAUUUCAAAAAGAUAUAUUGGAUAAUAUUGCCAAAUGUCCAUACGAAUUCCAUGACUAUUCACUACAACUUACACUCCCCAUAUCUGUUACGAUUAGAGAGUAUUCUGUUUGGUAUUACUUGAAACAACGUUAUAAUGACAAGUCUUACAACUCUUAUACUACCGGACCUGCACCAUUGGCAUCGGUUUUACUUAAAGAUUAUCUUCCAAAAUUAUUCUCCAAGGUCGAUAUCAAAGAAGCUAUCAAAUGGAUUCUUGGUCCAUUAAUUGUUAAAAGAUUUAAUUUUAAAUUUCAACCAAAUACCAUCGAAAAAAGACAAAAACAAAGAUACAAUAAUAAUAAUAACAAGUACAACAAAAAUAAGAAGAGUGCUGCCGAAGAUUCACAACAACAGGUACAAGAUAUCUUGGAUGAAAUAUCAAUGAAGGAUUAUUGUUCGAGUGGUGAAGUACCACCAAACACACCGAAAACAUUCUACCAAUACAAUAUUAGUUAUGCUCAAGCUUCCGUUUACAUUAGUGGAAGAUACAACAAAUACUCUAGAUCACUCAGUCAAACAAACAUGUUACCAAUUGAAUACAAAAAACAAUUGGAACAAAAUCCAACUACUACAGUUACCAAUGAUAAAAUGGAUGAACCACUCAUUACAAUCAAUAAUGACGAUAGACAAAGAUUAACUGGUAGUGUUGAUGAAUUAUUUAAUAAGAAAAUUAUGGAAAUGUUUGCAUGUGAUUCAACCAAUUUAGUUGGUAGUGGUAGAGAGGAUAUUGAUGUAAGAAUGCUUGGUCAAGGUAGACCAUUCUUUAUUGAACUUAUCAAUGCUCGUAAAAUCAAGUAUACUCCAAAGGAUUUCUUAGAUUUACAAAAUGCAAUCAAUAAUGAACAUUCUGAAAUUAGAUUAACUGAUUUACAAUUUAUUACAAAAAAACAAACAACAUUAUUAAAUGAAGGUGGAACUACAAAGAAAAAGAUUUAUAGAUGUGUUGUUUGGACUGACAAGGAACUUGGUGAAGAAGAUUUAAAGGUAUUGUCAACUCUAAAGGAUAUAGAGUUGAAGCAAAAUACACCAGUUCGUGUUAUGCAUCGUAGAACAUUGAUGGAACGUAAAAAGAUGAUUGACAAACUCGAAUAUGAAUACGUUUGUCCACAUAUCUUUACUUUGGAUGUUUGGGCUCAAGCAGGUACCUAUAUCAAGGAGUUUGUUCAUGGUGAUCUUGGUAGAACUACACCAAACGUUGGUUCUAUUCUAAAUUGUGAAGCUGAUAUUUUACAAUUGGAUGUAUUAAAUGUUGAAUUGGAUUUCCCACCAAAAAUUAAUGAAACUAAUCAAUAA